Macadamia integrifolia is the source of this 3163-nucleotide messenger RNA. RefSeq names its product putative aminoacrylate hydrolase RutD. The coding region runs from base 451 to 1086 and encodes 211 amino acids. The transcript is spliced from 6 exons. NCBI's taxonomy places the organism in Eukaryota, Viridiplantae, Streptophyta, Magnoliopsida, Proteales, Proteaceae. The record is from RefSeq and is a predicted model, not a curated record.
UGAGCCCCUCUUGUUCAGACAUGGAUUACUGUUUCUGGAAGAAAUGAUCCAACCAUUACUGCCCAUUACUGCUCUCUCUCUCAUGGAUGAGUUAUGAGAGUCUUCUCAGAGAAUCUGAUAAGAAGAGUUAUAAUGGUUUGACUGAGCCACCCUAACCGUAGAACCCGUCUGAUGUGGCGUCACACCUGACAACCACAAGUUAUCUGUCACGUGGGUUUCAGUCCAUUUCUCUCUCCCGCCCUUUGAAACACCCACAAGCACUCACCUAACGAGAACCCAGUUCACAAUUCCUAUCGAAAAUCAACUUCUCUCUCUAGUAAUCAAUAGAAUUGACUCUAUGUUUCUCUUUUCUUCUUUUUCUCUUCUUUUUUGAACAAAACAUAAUCUGUUCUUCUCAGAUUCUCUCUCCCCCCCCCCCCUCCGCUUUCUCUCUGCUCAAUUCAUAAAUCCAUGCCGUUCUGUGAUGUCAGCAAAUACCAGGAAGGAGGAGGAGGAAGUAAUGGAAUUAAGAUUUUCUAUAGAACCUAUGGCCAUGGGACAAUCAAAGUCCUUCUCAUCACUGGUUUGGCGGGAACCCAUGAUUCUUGGGGUCCUCAAAUUAAGGGCCUCACGGGUGUUGACACGCCCAAUGAUGCUGGAUCGAAGAGCAGUUCACCAAAAAUGAAUGAUCCAGAAGAGGGUUUUGAUGGUGAUGACAAUGAGGGGAUUGAAGUAUGUUCUUUUGAUAACCGUGGGAUGGGUCAGAGCUCUGUUCCCACCAAGAGAUCUGAAUAUACAACAACAAUCAUGGCAAGGGAUGCCAUAGCUCUAUUGGAUCGUUUGGGUUGGAAAAAAGCUCAUGUCUUUGGGCAUUCUAUGGGGGCUAUGAUAGCUUGCAAGUUGGCUGCAAUGGUGCCUGAUAGGGUAUUGUCUUUGGCAUUACUUAAUGCAACCGGCGGAGGUUUUGAAUGUUUUCCUAAGCUUGAUCGAAAAACAAUAUCCAUUGCUAUCCGUUUUCUAAGGGCAAAGACUCCUGAGCAGAGGGCAUCUGUUGACUUAGACACCCAUUACACAAAGCCAUCCUCUUCAUUUCUUUUGGGGAAGUAAUCUGGUACAGCAACCGUCAUGCUGCCAACACACUAAAUCACAUGGAAGUUGGGAGGCCCCUUUUAAAAUGGUGAGGAGAAAACCCAAAAUGUCCAAAGCCAUCAUUUUCCACCUUGACAUGGUGCAAAGCUUGGCUCAAGUUUUUUUGUUUCUCUUUGAUCUUGAUAAUUAGCUGAUUCAUUCAAUAAAGAUAGAAUUGAAAUCUCAAAAAUGCCUUAACCCAAGCCUAUACCCCUCCUAGAAGAACAAAAAAAAAAAAAAAACAAGGAGAACAGAGAAGGAACCAAAGUCAGUUUGAGAGAGAACAAUUUUAUAUCCAUUUCAAGAAAUUGACAUUAACGUUUACCUUAAUUUGGUAUUGUAUGGGAUAAUGAGCUAUAAAUAAAUUUAAGGUUUAACAAAAAUUCAUUUUCCACUUCAUGCAACUGCUAAGUAGAACUCAAGGGAAUUGGAAAAUAUCCUACAAAAAUUAAAUUAUUGCAUUUUCUUGUUCUUUCCUCUGUAAUGUGAUGAAGUUGUUUCGAUAUCAUUCCUUCUUUUUUCCAGACAAGUGUUGCAUUAAGAGGGGGGGGGGGAACAGAGGCAGUGGUGAAGACUAUGGAUGUAUUUUUGGGCUCAGACAAUCAUGGGCCACAUAAAAACAUAAGGCUGUGAAUUCUGUCCAUUUGUGUGUCCCCAAAAGAUUUUCCAUCAUUGGUGUCAAGUCCUUCAGUAUCAAGACCAAAAAUGUAGAUUGGCCAUUGUCCUUGUCUUUCACUGCAUAAGAAGCAGUUUCCUUCUCAAAAUUGGACUAUUUAUCUUCUUCCAGUUAGUCAAAAGCCCACCAAAAAGGCACGAUUUCUACACUAUCUACCUCUAUGAGGGAAUGACCAUCUAUAAUUCAUGUAGAUCAACAACAAACAACAUCCAAAACCUUAUCCCAACUUAAUGGGGUUGACUACAUGGAGAUUCCAAGCAAGGACGAGCGCAAGGAUCCAUGCAAAAAGAUUGACAGGUUAUGGCUAAUUAUAAUAAGUGUCGGCUGUCAACCUGACGCACCACUACAAAUCAGUCAUAGGCUUAUAACGACAAUCUAUAAUAAGGAAAAUAGAACUUCAUUCAUACAACGGUUGAGCUUCCAAUGAGUGUUUUUGCAUCUAAUUCAGAAGUUCCCUUACUAGAGCAGAACUACCAACAAACGUUCCACCAAGAAACAGCUAUAUAUUACAAUACACGAUCAAACAGUUUCUAUUCUCUACGAGAAUUAAAUAUUGUUUCUUCCAAGCUACUACGGAUCCUGGACAGAUGGUUAAACAGCUCCAUGCUUUGAGGGAUAGUGAAAAUUAAUUUUUGCCAUUACUAAACAGGUACCCGAGAGCAGACCCAACACCUGGGGCUGCAUGAACCUUAAUAGAAGGUGAUCUAUAAUUUACGUAGAUCACCCUCUUCUUUUGGUGUGGUACCAUUUAAUUUGCACAAACUGUUUAUCUGUUCAGUAAGCACUGGAUGCCAUGAGUUAGAUUCAAAUCAAGGGGAUCAUGAGACAGAAAAGACCUAAAAAUAGAAAAAAAUGUUCCCUGUGACAUAAUAGGCCAAAAUAUGGAUGAUUUUAGGAUUAAGAUUAUUUUUAUAGGCAGAAAAUCUUUACUGGGGCAAUUGAUGUAGUUGAUUCUUUGGGUAGCCUUGAUAUUUAAUGUAAAUAUUGUGUUGGAAAUAAGUUUCCAUUACCUUUUCUUGCUUACUGAAUUUUCUUCAUAACUAUCAAAAUUUGUUUGAGCUUCUGACACUACUCAGCCUGAAUAUUAAGGUGAAUCAGAUCAUGCAGUAAAAGCUGUUGAAGCCUGGAAAAAUUCGUCUCGAAGUCUAGUAUGAAAUCAGUCAUCUGUUAGUUAUAUUUAUGUCCUAACUUGGGAAACUUGUUUGCAUAUUGUUGGUUUACCCAUUUGCAAACACUUUCAUCUAUCACUAUAUGCUCAUUAGUAUGAACAUAAUAAGCGAUAAGCAUUUUUCACAUUGUGCUGGAUGUGCAGGAGUAUCUUGAAGAAUAUGUUGGACCUAAGACUCGAAGAACAAUUUUAUAUCAUGUAUGGAAUACUAC